Messenger RNA from Argentina anserina (silverweed cinquefoil), 858 nucleotides. RefSeq names its product mitochondrial acidic protein MAM33. Gene Ontology annotation, cellular component: mitochondrial matrix. Bases 31 to 666 code for a protein of 211 amino acids. NCBI's taxonomy places the organism in Eukaryota, Viridiplantae, Streptophyta, Magnoliopsida, Rosales, Rosaceae. The record is from RefSeq and is a predicted model, not a curated record. The transcript has 3 exons.
UUUGUGUCGAGGGAGAGAGAAAAGGGGAAAAUGCAGAAGGUGAGGGGUCUAGUACAGAAAGGUGCCAAAGCUGUUGAGGAUCUCAACUUGCUCAAGCUCCUCCAGUCUGAGAUUCAACACGAGCUCUCCUCUGACCCUUUUCCGAAGAGCAGAAGCAUUUCAUUGGGAGAUUUUGUGUUGGAGUGGGAUUCACCGCAGACCCAAGAUGUGUUUUUGAGGAGGAAAAUGGAGUGUGGUGAAGAGGUUGCUGUUUCAGCUAAGUUGGCGCCCUUAAGCGAUACCCCUGGAAGAGAGAAGUUAAUGUAUCCGAGGGAUGUUAUGAUGAAGAUAUGUGUCAAGAAGCCUGGGUUGAGCUCUAUAUUGCAGUUUGACUGUGAAGUCUGGGAGAAUGAUGGUCUUGGUUCUGGGUUUGAAAUCUCUGAAAUCUAUUUGUUUCCUUCACCAGCUCGUAUCGGCCCUAACGUCUAUAGAGGUCGCCCAAGCUAUAGCUAUCUGGGUAUUGAUACACAUCCUGAGCUCGAUAAGUAUCUUGCCGCCAAGGGUAUUGGAGAAGAGCUUACUAACUUCCUCUUGCACCACCUACACAAAAAAGAGCAAGACCAAUAUGUGAAUUGGCUACAGAAGCUUGAAUCCUUUGUUGCAAAAGAAGCAAAACCAGAGUGGUAAACAGGAAUCAUCAAAUCGAUCUUUGUCAUUUGAUGUAACUAAAGAAUUAAUCUAGGUAAUGUACUUGGAGCAUGAAGGUGCCAUCCCUUUUUGAUUACUUUGGAUGGACCGAACAUUACUUAUUCCACCAUUAACUCAUGCCACUUGCCACUUGGGCAGGGCCUAUAUAAUGUAAUAUCCCUGAAACUUCAA